AUGCGUUUCUCCGGACUUUAUGCUGCGGGCCUGAUCGCACCUCUUGUGGCUGCUCACGGCGAUUUCCCCGUCCCGAAGAUCGUUGGCUUGGGACCGAGGGAUGCUGGAAAACUCAGGGCCAGGAACAUUCUUGGUGGACAUGCGGCACAUGCGCACGUCGCAGGACCCGAGCAUCGUUUGAAAGCUCGUCAAGGAGGUGCUGAUGGUCGAUGCGGACCGGAAAAUGGCGGUGCUAGCUGUGCUGAGGGAUAUUGCUGCUCUGUAGCAGGUUACUGUGGUCAAGGAAAUGACUAUUGCCAAGCGCCUGACUGCCAGUUCCAAUAUGGCCCAGCCUGCGAUGCCAAUCGGGUUCCAGCUGGAGGUAGCACUCGUAACAUCGCUCGUCCUAAGCUUGGCAACCAACCCUAUGGGGGAGAGGGUAUCUACGACUGCACUGAGCCGAACACGAUUGCUAUUACGUAUGACGAUGGUCCUUUUGUCUACACUGACGGUGUAUUGGAUCAGUUCAAGGCUGCUAAUGCAAAGGCGACUUUCUUCAUCACUGGAAUCAAUAUUGGCAAGGGCCCGAUUGACGAUGCGAGUCUGCCAUGGUCUGCUACCAUCCAGCGUAUGAUUGCCGAAGGACAUCAAGUGGCAAGUCAUACGUGGUCGCAUCAAGAUCUUAGCGCGAUCACCAAGGAACAACGGUACGAUCAAAUGGUUAAGAACGAGAUGGCAUUUGCAAACAUCAUGGGCAAAUUCCCCACGUACAUGCGCCCACCCUACUCCUCUUGCACGGCCGCAUCAGGCUGUCAGCAAGAUCUCGCGGAUCUAGGAUACGUUGUCUCGUACUUCGACUUGGACACCGAUGACUACAACAACGUCACCCCAGACAAGAUCCAAAACGCCAAAGACAGGGUGUUCAACGCUAUCAACCCCAGCAACCCCCAAGUCGACGCUUUCCAAGCCAUUGCCCAUGACAUUCACCAGCAGACAGCCCAGAACCUGACUGGCUAUAUGAUUCAAACGAUGCAGGCAAAGGGCUACAAGCUAGUCACUCUAGGUGAAUGUCUCGGUGAACCAGAAGCAAACUGGUACCGAAGUGCUGCGACCGGCCGUGUAGCGUCCUCGUCUUCAGCACCUGGAUCGACAGCAACAUCAUCUGGUACCGGCAGUGCUACAUCCAGUGGACCUGCUGCCACUCCCACGGCUGUCUCCACAGAUAGCACUUGCGGAGGUACAUCUGGCUUCACCUGUCUUGGUUUCGCCCAAGGCGAAUGCUGCUCUCAGUACGGAUACUGCGGUAACACGGACGGCCACUGUGGAACUGGCUGCCAGGCUGGGUUCGGCAAGUGCGGCAACUCUGCCUCUGCUUCUUCAGGUACCCCAUCCUCUGGAUCUGCCGCUGCAUCUACGGGUACUCGCACAUCUUCAUCUGCAUCAGCUCCGACUUCUGCGCCCAGCGGCCUCGUAGUCUCAAGUGACGGAUCCUGUGGCGCGGCCAAGGGCUUCACCUGCGCUGGAUUCGCGGAGGGAGAGUGUUGUUCGCAGUAUGGAUGGUGCGGCACCAGUGCUGACCACUGUGGAACGGGAUGCAACCCUCUGUUUGGCAAAUGCCCCGGCUCUGGUUCGUCUUCUGCUCCCGCGGCGUCGAGUGCGGCACCUGCACUUUCCUCCACCGCUCCCUCUACUGCGGCGACGAGCUCAACAGCACGCCCCACUAGCCUCAGCACAUCCACCCGUCCUGUCACUACUUCUAUCUCGACAAGCACUCGCGCGGGAACAAGCAGCACACGCACUUCCUCCGCCCCAGCGGCUACGUCAUCGGCAGCCAAGCUGAAGGUUAGCACAGAUCGUAGGUGUGGUGCGAGCAGCAAGUCGACGUGCAAAGGUUCGGCGUUUGGUAACUGCUGCAGUCGAUCCGGAACCUGUGGGUCGAGUUUGUUGUACUGUAUGAAGGCAUUGGGAUGCCAGUCGGGUUUUGGUGAUUGCCCGAGGUAG
Messenger RNA from Alternaria burnsii, 1980 nucleotides. RefSeq names its product carbohydrate esterase family 4 protein. The record is from RefSeq and is a predicted model, not a curated record. Gene Ontology annotation, biological process: carbohydrate metabolic process. Gene Ontology annotation, molecular function: hydrolase activity, acting on carbon-nitrogen (but not peptide) bonds; chitin binding. The transcript is spliced from 5 exons. The coding region runs from base 1 to 1980 and encodes 659 amino acids. Lineage: Eukaryota; Fungi; Ascomycota; Dothideomycetes; Pleosporales; Pleosporaceae.